GCAGCCUGUGAGCGUCUCUCGGUGACGCGCUGUGACUUCACACGGAGGCUGGAGGAAGACGCCGCCGCUCCGAGCUGCUCUCUCUCCGUCCCCCUUCUCUCUCAGCGGCCGUCGGUGCAGCAGAAAGCCGUAAGGGAUGCAGCACAUGGGCGCGUAUGGCGCCGGGAAGGCCGGGAGCGUCAGCUUCGAUCCGGCCGCGUUCUUUACGCAUCCCCGCACCAUCCUCAGGGUGAUGUCGUGGGUUUUCUCCAUAGUGGUGUUCGGCUGCAUAGUGAACGAGGGCUACAUUAACAUCGGCAGCGAGCGUUUGCUCUGUGUCUUCAACAACAACGCUGAUGCCUGUAACUACGGCAUUACCAUUGGCGUGGCCUGUUUCCUCGGCAGCAUCUUUUUCCUGAUCCUGGAUUAUUACUUUCCCUCCAUCAGCAGCGUCAAGGACAGAAAACGUGCUGUCCUGCUGGACCUCAUCUUCUCUGGUCUCGCCAGCUUCCUGUGGUUUGUUGGCUUCUGCUUUCUGGCCAAUCAGUGGCAGGCGACCUCUGCAGACGAGCUGCCAUUGGCUCAGGGCUCCGACGCUGCCAGAGCCACCAUCACUUUCUGCUUCUUCUCCAUCCUUUCCUGGGCUGUGCUGACGCUGAGUGCCCUGCGUCGCUUCCUAACUGGUAGCAGUCAAAACUUGUUCACAUGGCAGCACCUGGACCCCGCCCCCAGCAACGCUCGGGCCACGCCGUACCCCAUCGCCAAUGGAGCUACCAUAGUUACCACCAACCCCUAUCAAGCCCCGCCCUUCACUGAAACCCUGGACCCGAAGAAGCUCACACAACAGAGACCCAUGGCUCCAGCCUUCUAGAGACAGACAGACAGACAAAAAGACAGACAGACAGAGGAGGCUCGAGAUCAACACUGAAAACAAAGCAGGCUUGGACUACUUCCUGCCUCGCUAGUUAGCAGUUUUCCCUCCUCUCUUGGGAACGGAGGGAAAUUCGGGUCACGUGAUGAAUGUUCUAUUUUCACCAUGGCAACUGCUGGCUCCGCUUAGUUAGUUGUGUCUCUGUUGUGUCGAGAAUAACUGUCUUCAGCUCAUGUACACUCAGUCACUCACGCACACGGAAGGAAAUCAGCGCACCUAAACACAGCUGUACUCUCACACACACCUGAAACACAUGUAUAUACACCUGGAAGAACACACACACACACUCACACACACACACACACACACAAACACACAAAUGCACAUCUUGACUGCAUGUUCAUCCGGUGAAGUGCAGGUUAACAUAGACGUAGAUCAGUGAUGAAGCUCCAUCUGCCUUAGAAAUGAGUCUUUAGUGAAGGAAAAGCGAAGGGUGGAGCGCUGCAGCUCUUUUUAUCUGCUUGUUUGCCCUCAGUCGGCUUGACCAAUCACAAGCUUGCAUUUUGCAGACCUGUGGCCUCUCAUUGGCUAAAAUUGUGACUGACAGGCAGCUUGACCAGUAGAAUGUGAGGUAACGAGGCGCAAGACAUUUUGGUACAUUUUCUUAGUAAGGAAAUAAAGGCAGGACAGCUUAAUGCAUUCUGGAUGCUGUAGUGUUUCAGUGUGAAAUAUUCAUGUGAUUAAAUAUUUUAUUGUGAUAUGCUGAAGUGGCAAAAUGAAAAAUGAAAAAUAAAAUCUAUCCACCAUCACAACCACCGCCUACACCAGA
This is a messenger RNA of Notolabrus celidotus (New Zealand spotty), 1679 nucleotides long. Its product is annotated as synaptogyrin-3-like. NCBI's taxonomy places the organism in Eukaryota, Metazoa, Chordata, Actinopteri, Labriformes, Labridae. Gene Ontology annotation, cellular component: synaptic vesicle membrane; neuromuscular junction. The transcript is spliced from 4 exons. The coding region runs from base 137 to 850 and encodes 237 amino acids. The record is from RefSeq and is a predicted model, not a curated record.